CUCCCCUCCGCGUUUCGAUACCCAGUUCGUGCACAACCUCCACAAUCAACAAUACUCGCCCGUCUCGCUCACCAGCAUCAUCACCACCUCAGCGUGCCGCAAAACCAGCACCAGCACCCUCAAAGUGGUCAGGGCUCAACUCUCCGCAAAGCGGGUGUGUUUGAUCCAUUCCGGUCCCACAUGAGCGGGUGUUAGGAAAUGAUCAAUUCCCGCUGAAAGACUCGUCUCCUAGCAGUUACAAGGAGAACUGCCCCUUCUAGCGCGCUUUUAUACAUACCUAAACCAAGAUGCCGACAUCUCUGCCCCGUAGUCUCGAACUCGAAUCUUCGUCCACCCAGCGUGCCAACCACCUAGUCCAGCAACAGCACGCAAGCAUUGGCACACCACAUCAGGCUACCAAGCAAGUAUCAGCAGGCACGGCUCAGCAGCAGCAACCAACCAAUCACCGGCCUACCAACCACCAGUACCUAGUAAGCAACACCCCCCUCCCCUCAACCCAGAAGACGCACAGCCGGGGCAACACACACACAGCACAAAGCAAAGAAAGUAGCAGCAGCCCAGAGGGAAAGAAACCCUCUACCCAAGCAUAUAAUAUUAACGCCGACCCCACACUCGCCCAUUUUCCCGCGCUCCCAAAAAAAAGAAAAGCAAUGCCAUGCAUCCAAGCUCUAGAGGUAUCUGUGCGCAAGAGAAGCAGCAGCAGUAGUAGUCAGUCAGUCGUAAACAAGCCCUGCCAGACCAGCCCAGCUCAGCCCGAACCGCAAAAGAAAAAAUCUCACCGCCCGCUGUGCCGUGCUCGCCAGCAAAAAAAAAAAAAAAAAGUCGUGAAAGUCGAAAAAGCAGCAGAAAAAGGAGGUCUUUAGGAAGGAAAAGAAGAAGAAGAAGAAACAAGAAGAACCCAGAAAUGCCCCCCGUCGCUGUACCAAUAACCCUGACUUUUUCGUUCCCAGUGCACGCUAAUCCCAUGGUUCGGAGUGGUAACAUGGAAAAAAAAAAAAGAAAAAAAAAAAGAAAAGAAGUGAGUA
Messenger RNA from Aplosporella prunicola CBS 121167, 1025 nucleotides. RefSeq lists its product as uncharacterized. The record is from RefSeq and is a predicted model, not a curated record. The transcript is spliced from 2 exons. Lineage: Eukaryota; Fungi; Ascomycota; Dothideomycetes; Botryosphaeriales; Aplosporellaceae. The coding region runs from base 288 to 863 and encodes 191 amino acids.